AUGGCAAUAAUGGCAGUAAUCACGCCCGCGCCGGACCCGCCCGAAUACAUUCAAAGCUUGACCCAUGAACAGAGGAUUACGGCCGAAAAGGCCUUGAAGCGAAAGAUUGAUACUCGUCUCAUGCCAACCAUUGUCAUCAUGUUUAUCCUAAAUUACCUCGAUCGCAACAAUAUAUCGUCGGCUAAACUGGCUGGGCUACCAGAAGAUCUUAAGCUAAAGGGUUCACAGUAUCAGUCAAUGCUAAUAAUGUCUUAUCAGGUCGCUGUCUCAAUAUUUUUUUUUGGUUACCUAAUUAUGCAAGUUCCAUCCAAUUUAUUUUUAAACAAGAUUGGAAAACCAGCCGUUUAUCUACCGACCUGUAUGGUAAUCUGGGGACUCCUCUCUCUAGCUACCGCUGCUACGCGUAACUUUGUUGGCCUGACCAUCUGUCGGUUUAUGCUUGGAUUCGUUGAGGCCGCUUUUUUUCCUGGAUGCAUGUUCCAUCUCUCCUGCUGGUACACGCGUAAAGAAUUAGCUUUUCGAACUGCAAUAUUUUUCUCGGGAAUCCUCAUUAGCGGAAGUAUUUCUGGUUUGGUAACCGCUGGCAUCAAGGCAAAUUUGGAUGGCCUACAUGGUUUACGUGCCUGGCGCUGGCUCUUUAUAAUAGAAGGUGCCACAACAGUCGGACUGGCUCUAUUGGGCACCAUUGUACUACCCAACUUUCCUAGUACGACGAGCUGGCUAAAUGCCGAAGAGAAACAGCUAGCUGUUUGGCGCCUUAUCGAAGACGUAGGCCAAAAAGACUGGUCUGAAGAUGACCAGCUAUCAUUUGUGGAUGGCCUGAAAUUGGCAUUUACUGAUUACAAAGUCUAUAUCUUGUUGUUCAUUUGUUACGGUAUAAUCGCAUCGGCAUCUGUGACUAACUUUUUCCCGGCAAUUGUCAAGACACUUGACUACAGUGAUGUGACGACUUUGUUUCUCACCGCUCCUCCAUAUGCUGUCGGACUAGCCAUGACUCUUUUAAAUGCUUGGCAUGCUGAUCGUGUUCAAGAGCGUUCACUGCACAUUAUCGUUCCACUUAUCUUCGCAGUAACUUCUUUCAUAGUAUCAGCGACUACUUCAAGUAAUGCUCUGCGCUAUACGGCCAUGAUUGUUAUGGUGCCAGGUAUUUUCAGUAGCUGCGUUAUCGCAUUGGCCUGGGUUUCCGAUACCAUCUCUCGGCCACCAAUUAAGCGGGCCGUUGCUAUUUCUUUUAUAAAUGCCGUAUCGAACUCAUCUCCGGUCUACUCAUCUUAUUUAUAUCGGGAUACAUCGGCUCCACGCUAUGCCGCUGCCAUGACCUUCAAUAGCGUUAUGUGCAGUGCAGCAAUCGUGACUGUACUAGUCAUGCGAUAUAUCCUUAUUCGCCAAAAUCGUCAAUUAGAUGCAAAAGAAACAUCUAAGGAAGACAAAAACUAUGAAUCUACGCAUGGGCGGAAAAGCUUUCGUUACAUUACGUAA
This is a messenger RNA of Blumeria graminis f. sp. triticale, 1479 nucleotides long. Lineage: Eukaryota; Fungi; Ascomycota; Leotiomycetes; Helotiales; Erysiphaceae. The record is from the annotation of a GenBank genome assembly.